AGGCCCUGAGGGCAACCGCAUUCUCCCUACCUUUGAGCCCUCAUCAACUAGGCUGCCUCCAACAGUGGAGACAGAAGAGAGCUACCGACAGCCUUUCCCUCCGUGGUUUUGUCUAACUCUCUUUAAAAAACCAUCCAAGUUGGUGUCUCUUAGUCCUACUAUGCCUCCAGAGUAGCUUGUCUGCAAGCCACAGAGGCGUGUCGAUGUCGUCUGCAUUAAUACAAAAAAAAAAGCACUUCCGGUGCUUUCUCCCAGGGGACGUGUGCGCUUGGUAGAUGGUCCAGAGCGACAGCAAAGGUAAAGGAGGCAUCGUGCGUGCUUUGGGCGCUGCCGCUCAGCCAUGGUGAAAAUCAGCUUCCAGCAGCCGGCGGCUGGGCUCAAGCCGGAGAAAGAGGCGGCAGGAUCAGCAGCAAACUAUGAAACCAAAGCCGAAAUCCUCUUGCCUCAGGACUUGGAGGAGCAGCCCUUGCCUUUGCCAGUGCAGAGCAGGAGACCUCUUAGUCGCAUCUUCUACUUGACUAUGAUCCUGAUGUUGUUGCUCCUUGGCCUAAUUUUGACAUCAGUGUAUAUCUACAGAUAUUUCUCCAUUACUGUUGCAAAUGAGUAUGGCUUAGAAGACGAGAAGAUACUGGAGUGUGAUCUUUCCUAUGUAGAUGAAUUCAGGGAGCAGCUGGAACUGCGUGAGAACGUGAGGAUUUACCUUGACGAGGAUUAUGAACAGAUCAGUGUCCCAAAGUCCCGCUUUGGCGAAAGUGACCCUGCAGAUAUUAUCCAUGACUUUCAGCGGGGACUGACGGCCUAUCUUGACAUAACCUUGGAUAAAUGUUUUAUAAUUGAACUGAAUACUACCACUGUUAUGCCACUUCAAAAUUUCUGGGAACUGCUUGUUAAUGUAAAGAAAGGGGCAUACCUGCCACAAACCUACAUAAUCCAGGAGGAGAUGAUAGUGACAGAGCAUAUCACUGACGUGUAUGAGCUUGGCAUCUUUGUAUAUCCUCUGUGCCAUAAUAAAGAGACCUACAUGCUGAAGCGCAGGACUGCAAGAAGACAUAUCCAUCGGCGUGCUGCUGAAAAGUGUCAUCACAUUCGCCAUUUUGAAAACACUUUUGUAGUUGACACAGCCAUUUGCCAGAAAUUGUGAGAGCUGCUUCCUGGAUGUAACCCUCCUGGGCUUUGCCUCAACUUAACCACCCAGGCGCUUCUGCUCUCUUCUUGAGAGAAUGUGUCUUAGUUUACCUCUUGCUCCUGUUGCUUGUAUAUUACUAAUUUCUCGGGUCACAUGUGGUCAAACACUGGGCCUUGGUGUCAUUAUACUGCAUUUGCUUCUAACAUUUACACUUUACUGGGAUUAAAUUUACACAGCAACCCCAAAAUGUGAGUGUGGGGUUUCCCUAGUAAAAACUGGCACAAUAGUCUCUCCUGGGAGAACGUGAGAAAUGUGAAGAUUGGGGGCUGGUUUGAAUCCACAUCCAACCAGAAUUGAUAGAUGCACUUGGCCUUUCUCAUUGGAGCUGGAUGUAACAAGUGCCACUUCCUUGUAAGGGCACCCUUCUCAGCAUGAAAUAAUGAUUUGUAUGAGCCAAUGUAGUGUCAACAGAAAAUCCACUGUAAAAUUAAUUCCCUAAAUGGGAGAGAGUGCGAUGCGUUGUUAUGCCUGCAGCCCUACAUAGAAAUGUAUGACUCUGUUAGGCUGGCUUAUUCCUGGCUUUACUCUACAUAGCAUUUCUAGCCUUUUUGUGCUAGCCUGUCUGCUAUUUUUCUCAUUUUUCAGUAAUAGGCUAUGAUGUACAAUGUGCAUGUACAAUUAAUCUGCAUGCAUGAUUGGUCAUGUUUCACAAGAAUCUUCAGUGGAAGGAACAGCAAACUUUCAAAUCCCAAGUUUGUAGACUAACAAGAACAAGUUAUUCUAGGAGACCUUGCUGAGGAAGAAAUAAAACUGGGUCUCCUUUCCCAGUCCCCAGAUGUCUUUGCAGAUUACCCAGAUGGUGUGAGUGUGUGAAUCUUUAACCUUAGAAUCAUACCCAUUGAGUCUAUGUAUUAAGAUGCAUAGGCUAUUUAGAGAUAUCCAGUGUGAUGCCUUCCAGAUGUUGUAGACUACAACUCCCAUCAGCCCCAGUUAGUAUGACCAAUGGUCAAAAAUUAUGGGAGUUGUAAUCCACAAUAGUUGGAAGGCACCAUACUGCCUACUCCUGGGUUAUGUAAUAUAUUCAGCAGGAGUCUCAUAAAGGGUGGAGCAGGUCAAUAUUAGCUGAAGUGUGACAUCAGAGCAACUUUGCAAGCAUAACAGCCCAAUGUCUCGUAAUCUCACAGGGGUGAACAAUGCACAGGUUUAGAUUGGCUUAAUUCCUAACUGCACUUCCAGCACAAAUAAUGUGAAAGUGGACUGGUGGUUGAUAUUCUGACUCAUCAGUUUCCUUUCAAAGACACUGCCUUAAUUUAUUGAUCACAUCAAUAAGCAGUUGUGCUUACUUGCACAUUGUUUUCCCCAGUUAUCUGUUUCCAUUAGUUUUAAUUGGAGUAACUCUCUUCGGUUACUGUGGCUGUUACAAUGGACACCAACUCAAUUUUGUCCCCUCAUAAACUCCAAGUGAAACAGGGCCACUUCUCUUUUUACCAUUGGAUGGAUGGUUACUGAGCUUCGACCAAAGGUUUUCGUUGAUUGACUUAUUUUGGGGAUCUUAUAUGAAUGUUUUCAGAAGAUCAUUUAGAUUCAUUUUUGGCAUAUUGUUGUGGUUAAAGGACUGCAGAUGCAACAGCCAGAUUGAUCCCUUCUCUUCUCUUUCCCACACCCGCAAAGUCUUGCUUUAUAGGGAUAGAUUGGUUGAAAUGAGGAGGAGGAGCCUCAUGCAAACAGGUAGGACCCUGGGUUACAUUGUCCACUCACAAUAAAAAUAAAGAGAAAAGAAUCAGUAGCAUUGCAUACUGGAGGAAGGAAUGGCUCCCUGUUUCUCCUGCUGUAUCUUAACCAUUCGGUUUCUAAACAUUAGAAUCUGAGCAGUAGACUACAAUCGAGGUUCCUAGACAGGUAAAACGAGAAAAGUUGGCUGCAGCUGGAAUGCAGUUAUGCCAUUUUCUUUUUCUGUAGCAAGGGCCAAAGAGUGGUAGAUGAGAUGCAUGUGCUAUGAAGGCUCCUAGACAUGUAGAAUUCAGGGAAUGUGAAGAGGGAUACGAAUGUUUGGGAAAAGAAACCACCAUCUGUUGACCAGAAAGUUCACGCAGACUCUUGCAAAUAAAUCUAAAUAACCUUCAAAAGCAGGAUGGGUUACUUUUUUUAAAACUGGGCUGGGAAGAUCUUGGAGGCACUACUUGGCAAACAUUGCACACCUCCAUUUAUGGGGGAUUACCCCUUGGUACAAGAGACUGUGAUCAGCACAGUUUUUAGCACAAACUCCCUAAACUGUCCUUGCACAGCCAAAUUCUUCCAGAAGAUGACAGAAAUAAAAGUUGUGGUUGUAUUUAAACCAUCCACUAACAUACUGGAGAUACAAAUUGCAUCUUCAUGAAGUAUCUGGACCAUAGAGAGCAUUAAUGGAUCAGUCCCUGGGAGAACACUGGUGCAGAUUUUAGGGGAAGGAGAUAGGAUGCUUGCGUGAAGCUGGGAGAAAGAGAGGUGGAUGCUGAAGGACAGAUUGCUUGUGAGAAGGUCUGUGGAAGGUUGUCUCCUUGAGCAGAUAGUUGGAGAGAAUUGUGGUAUCAUUGAGCAGCUCCCAGUUUACAGAAGCCUCUUGAGUUGGGAGCCUGUCUCCAGGGGUGUAGUCGCCCAGGGCCUCAGGAGCAGAGUCCCCAGCAGGGUCCCUAUCUCCAGCAUCCUGCGAGCCAAUCAGCAUGAAAGGGGAAUGUGUUAGCCACUGAGAAGAGUCUUCUAACUUAUCCUUUCCUGCUGAUUGUUGCCAAUCAGAAUGAAAGGUGAGUCAGCCACUGAGAUGACUCUUCUCAGUACGUAACACACUCCCCUUUCAUGCUUAUUGGCUCCUAGAGAUGUCUGUUGUUGUGGGAGAAGGCAUUAAAAAGGCAUUCUCAAUCUAGCAGCAAAAAAGGGGGAAGGUGGCUGUGACUAACAUGAAGAGACCCUGCACUUUGAACUUGCUGCUACGCUACUGCCUGUCUCCAUUUAAAAAGUGUGUGUGCAUCUCAAUUUGAAUUUCAGCUGCUUAUGAACAAGGCAUAGGGUAGCUAUGUAUGAACAAAUGGCUGUACAAUGUCUGCUUUAAGUGUUCCGGUGGUGUUAAGUGUUCCUGAGGUGGUUGCCUGGACUGGUCUGUCACUGUGUUGUUGCAAAUCCACCCAAAUGCGCUGCAUGACAGCUUUGCUUGGCAAAUUAUAUGGCUUAACCAGCAUUAAUAAUAACGAAGUGCCUAAAGUCUGGCUGCUGCAAAAUAAAAAAAGGGGGGGAACCAAAACAAUGUGAUUCCAUUAAAAGUAGUUACAACAUGGAAGCUUAUAACAUAUAGCCAUCCUUGAUGCUUUUUUACCUUUAACCUGCCCAUGCAAACAGAGGUUUCAGCUCCUAUUGAGCUGUACAGUGUCCUUGGUUAUAGGCAAUGUACAAAUUCCUAUUGAUUUUUAUUGGAAUUUCACCUGAAGAGUACAGGUUCUAAAGGGAGCAUCAUACUGUUUGUUCAGUGAGCAUUGUGGCAAACUAAUAAAUAGAAGUCUUGCAUUUGCUACCUGCCCUCAGGUUGGAAAUCCAACCUUUUCAUGUUUGCUUCGUUGUGCAUGUUUUACACUGGUCGUUCAUCUUGUUAAUUUUGUGCAAAACCUGAAUUAUAAGGAUAAGGCCUUAGGUCUUUGCUAAUGUUAAUUCAAAGAGUCAGAACAUCAGUUAUAUGGGGGAGAAGGGAAAGAACAUUAAAUGCUUUAUAUAUUUUGUCUGAAAGAAAUCUUACCUUUUCGGAAAAAUGAAUAAGAUAAUAAAAUAUUUUACUUCUGG
Molecule: messenger RNA, 4930 nt
Organism: Rhineura floridana
Lineage: Eukaryota; Metazoa; Chordata; Lepidosauria; Squamata; Rhineuridae
Gene: ITM2C
Product: integral membrane protein 2C
Exons: 6
Coding region: 341-1141 (266 amino acids)
Biological process (GO): negative regulation of amyloid precursor protein biosynthetic process
Cellular component (GO): plasma membrane; Golgi apparatus; extracellular exosome
Molecular function (GO): amyloid-beta binding
Source: RefSeq, a predicted model, not a curated record